AUGGAAACCUACACCGUGGUUGCGUUCAUUUUUGUGCUAAUGUUUGGAAAUGGUAUGGCAUUAAAAUGCCGUAAUUGUCUCAGCUCGAAAAGCUUCGACGAAUGUGAAAAUAUGGGAGGAAUAGUGGAGUGCAAUGCGACGAUCGUUAACGCGAACCAUGAAUCGUUUAAGCUAGACAACCCAAGUUUACCCCAAGGCAACGGGACGGAAUUUAAGUGCUACCGGUUACAAGUCGCACGCCUUUAUCCAAACAACACCGACAGCGGGCUGCGCGGAUAUGCUCGUGGAUGCACAUUUCUUAAUACGAGCUUCUGCAAUGGUUGGAGCAGUACGCUAAAUCUUACCAGCUGUACGACGUGUACUACCGAUAAUUGCGAUCAGAACCCUAAUCCUACUCCUAACGGUGCCGGCGAUUUAUCGUUUAAAAGUCUGACCAGUUUAGGAUGUUUGAGCAUCUUACUGGCACUAGCGUCACGAUAA
This is a messenger RNA of Anopheles marshallii, 480 nucleotides long. RefSeq lists its product as uncharacterized. The transcript is spliced from 2 exons. Lineage: Eukaryota; Metazoa; Arthropoda; Insecta; Diptera; Culicidae. The record is from RefSeq and is a predicted model, not a curated record. Bases 1 to 480 code for a protein of 159 amino acids.